Pezoporus occidentalis (night parrot) is the source of this 3674-nucleotide messenger RNA. RefSeq names its product protein kinase N3 (gene PKN3). Gene Ontology annotation, cellular component: nucleus; cytoplasm. Gene Ontology annotation, biological process: signal transduction; protein phosphorylation. Gene Ontology annotation, molecular function: protein serine/threonine kinase activity; small GTPase binding; ATP binding. NCBI's taxonomy places the organism in Eukaryota, Metazoa, Chordata, Aves, Psittaciformes, Psittacidae. The transcript has 22 exons. The coding region runs from base 151 to 2991 and encodes 946 amino acids. The record is from RefSeq and is a predicted model, not a curated record.
GGAACGGAGGCUCCCGGCUCCCUGCGGGCCGGCCGCGGGCAAGCUCUCCCGGGCCCGCACCCCGCGAGAGGGCGCUGGCCGGCGGCGCGCCGCUCCCCGGGAAGGCCGGAGUUUGAAAAGUGCCGGUUGCCGGCGGUGCCGCACGGAGCAAUGGCGGCGGGGACCCCGCAGGGCAGCUGUCUCUUGCAGCUGAGCAAUGGUGUGAACUUAAUGGAUCCAGGCUUUCAGCAAAAACUGGAGGGUGAGAAGGAAUUGCUUCGCCGUGCUAUACAGAAAGAACUGAAGAUUAAAGAGGGAGCAGAAAACCUGCGCAAAGCGACAACAGACAGAAAGAAUCUUGUUCAUAUAGAGCAUGUGCUGAAAUCUUCCAACCGAAAACUGGAGCAACUGCAUUGGGAACUUCAGGAGCUUAAUGCAAGGAUUGUAAUAACAGACAAAGAGGAGAAUAAGACAGAUGGAUCGGUGUCUCCAGAUCCUUGUCUCUGGGAAAGAAACCCAGACCCCAUGGCAAGGAAGGUUGAAGCUCUGAAAAAGCAGCUACAUGUUGAAAUGAAAGUGAAACAAGGAGCUGAAAACAUGAUCCAAAUGUAUUCAACAUCGAAGGAGCGGAAGCUGCUGGCUACAGCUCAGCAGAUGCUUCAGGACAGCAAGACAAAGAUUGAGAUAAUCCGCAUGCACAUUGGGAAAGUAUCUCAGUCAGCAGGAGGGAUGGAAGAUCCAGCGGAUCCAGCAGUGAAGAUGGGGAGCACCAUCAGUGCUUUGGAGCUGCGCGUUGAGGAGCUGCGACAUCACCUGCGCAUUGAAGCUGCUGUAGCUGAGGGGGCCAAAAAUGUGCUGAAGAUCCUGGGAGGAAGUCGGGUACAGGACCGCAAGUUCUUGGCUGAAGCUCAGGGUCGUUUGCAAGAGUCCUCUCAGAAGAUUGACCUGCUGCGCUUGUCCUUGGAACGUCAGCUUAGUGAGCUUUCUCCUGAUCAUCCAAAAAGAGCACUCAUCAAGCAGGAGCUAGUAAAUACUUCCUCCCUGGGAGCUCAACAUGGCAGCAUCCAACCAACUUCAGUUGUCAAACCUACAGCCCUUACAGGAACAUUGGAAGUGAGACUAAUGGGGUGUCAGGAUCUAUUGGAAAACGUUCCAGGACGUUCCCGAAUGACUAGUUCUUCUCCAAUCUGUGGCAGCCCAAGUGAUUUGAGAUCCCUUUCCCGAACACGAGUUGGCCUGGGUAUCCAUGGCCGCAGUGUUACAGGGAAGUACCUGCGAAAUGAAGAGCCAUGUAAUGAGGUCCUUGCUGUUCUCAAAGUGGACAAUAAAGUGGUUGGCCAAACAAACUGGGGACCAGUUAAUAACCAGGCAUGGGACCAGAGCUUUGUCAUUGAACUGGACCGGUCUCGUGAGCUAGAAAUUGCCAUUUACUGGAGAGACUGGAGAGAACUUUGUGCAGUGAAGUUUUUACGUUUGGAUGAUUUUCUGGAUAAUGAACGUCACGGGAUGUGCCUCCCACUGGAACCCCAAGGAAUGCUCUUUGCAGAGGUGAUGUUCUGUAAUCCUGUCAUUGAGAGAAAGCCAAAACUGCAGCGACAGAAACGCAUCUUCCCCAAACAGAAAGGGAAAGAAUUUCUCCGAGCUCCUCAAAUGAACAUAAAUGUUGCUGCUUGGGGUCGCCUGAUGAUGAGUUUCCUCCCUCCGUGUAGUUCCAUGGGCACUCUGAGUCCCCCACUCCAUGAUCCCAUUCACACAGACUUUUCUCCAGUUCCCCCACAAAGUCAUGUUGAUCCAGUGUCCAAAUUAAGUAGUGACUUUCCUGCAGCUAAGCUCACUUUUGCUGAUGAAGCUCCACCCAAGCCUCCACGUCUGUUCCAGAUGGCCAACUCCAAAGAAUCAACCCCAUCUCCUGCAGAUUCUCCGCGUCUGAAGAGGCUGCAUGUUGAAGAGAAGUCCUGCAGCUCUGCUGUAACAGUCCCAGCAUCUCCAAGGAAAAGGACAGUUCAGCUUGAGGAUUUUCACUGCAUUGCUAUGUUGGGACGUGGUCACUUUGGGAAGGUACUGCUGGCUCAAUACAAGUCAACUGGGAAGCUGUAUGCUAUCAAAGCCCUGAAGAAAAAAGAUAUUAUUAGGAGAGAUGAAAUUGAUAGCUUGAACUGUGAGAAACGAAUAUUUGAAGUGGUCAAUUCUUCUGGUCAUCCAUUCCUGGUGAACAUGUUUGCAUGUUUCCAGACACCUCAUCAUGCUUGUUUCGUGAUGGAAUAUACUCCAGGUGGUGAUCUUAUGAUGCGCAUCCAUGAAGACGUCUUUCCAGAGCAUGUGGCACAGUUUUACACAGCCUGCGUAGUCUUGGGGCUCCAGUUCUUGCAUGCGAAGAAAAUUGUUUAUAGGGACCUGAAAUUGGAUAAUCUGCUUUUAGAUGCUGAAGGAUUCGUGAAGAUUGCAGAUUUUGGAUUGUGUAAGGAAGGAAUAGGUUUUGGAGAUCGCACAAACACCUUCUGUGGCACCCCUGAAUUUCUGGCUCCAGAAGUCCUGACGGACAUCUCAUACACUCGGGCAGUAGACUGGUGGGGAUUGGGUGUGCUCAUUUAUGAGAUGCUUGUUGGCGAGUCACCAUUCCCUGGAGACGAUGAGGAGGAAGUCUUUGACAGCAUUGUCAAUGAUGAAGUCCGGUAUCCACGAUUCCUUUCAUCUGAGGCACUUUCUAUAAUCCGGAAGCUUCUUCAGAAAUGUCCAGAGCGUAGACUGGGAGCAGGGGAAAAAGAUGCAGAAGAGAUUAAAAUCCAGGCCUUUUUUAAGGGAAUUGAUUGGGAUGCCUUGUUGGCCAGGACUCUGAAGCCCCCUUUUGUGCCCACUAUAAGAGACCCAACUGACAUUAGCAACUUUGAUGAAGAGUUUACAUCACAAAAGCCCAUCCUUACUCCUCCCGAGGAGGUUGCUCUCCUAACCCGUAAGGAGCAGAAUGUCUUCAAGGACUUUGACUUUGUCUCCAGGCACCUUUUAGAUGUUUGACUCGAGCUAUAAAAAACAUGAACAGAUUGUUACCACCUUGAGAGAGCGAACAGAGGACUUGGCAUGAGCAAUGGAAAAGUCAACAGAUCUACUAGAUCUAGUAGUAGUGCUGAUGACCCUGGGAUGAGAGUGAUCCACAAGCUGUGUUAACCUCCUGUGGGUUUUUUUCAGCCUCCUUUGCUGGAGGGAUACUGGAUGUCAGUUGUUUUUAAGGAGCAAUUAGUUUGACUGGAUUUAUCUUCUGCUGCCAUUACAUAUAGAUGGAAGUGUGGAAUUUAAGAUGGACUUAAUGAAAUCAAAUAAUCUCUGCAACCCAGGUUACUCUUUGCAAAAAGCCUGAGUAAGUAGCACAGCUUUUCAAAGUUGCAUAGUAUUAGAGGGAAUGGCCACUUCUCAACUGUUGUCUAAAAAAAGAUACAUACAGCAUUCCCUCUUUGUAAUGAUUUUUAAGCUCAUUCCCACUCAUAAUUAUGUGUAUGCCAGAGAAGGACUGGAUUUUAACACAACCAAGACAAUGAUAUUUGGGUUUGAUAAUGAUCCGAGUGAUUUAUCUUGAGGAAAAUUAGUCUCUUUCUACUUCUUUGAGGAUGCUAAAUCUCAAAUACUGUUUUUAAUGAUAUGAAGAAGCCACAGCUUUGCACAUUCUAUUCUUGAAAAUAAAGAAACCAUUCCUUAUAAUGAAA